Messenger RNA from Fonsecaea erecta, 783 nucleotides. RefSeq lists its product as hypothetical. The transcript is spliced from 2 exons. The coding region runs from base 1 to 783 and encodes 260 amino acids. The record is from RefSeq and is a predicted model, not a curated record. Lineage: Eukaryota; Fungi; Ascomycota; Eurotiomycetes; Chaetothyriales; Herpotrichiellaceae.
AUGAAGUCAGCAGUUGUUCUGGCUCUUGCGACACUCGCCGUCGCAGCACCUGGAGGCGGCCCAGGAGCAGCCGGCGGAUGGGGUCCCUCUGGUGCCGGCAACGGCGGUGGUGAAGGUCAAGGCGGCCCAGGAGGACCUCAAGGUGGUUCCAAGGGCGGUCCCCCCGGCGCUGGCGACAGCGGAAGCUGGGGCGACUGGUCGAGUCAGGGCGGAAAUGGAGCUCCCGAGAGUUCCAAGUGGCAAGACUGGACUACUUCGUCGGCGCCGCCCGCUCCUGUCGUCACUACGUCUUCCUGGCAAGAAUGGACCACCACGCCCGCUCCUCCCGCUCCCGUCGUGACCACAUCUUCUUGGGUUGACUGGACGACUUCCGCUCCUCCGGCUCCGGUUGUGGUGACUACUUCUCAGUGGCAAGACUGGAGCUCUUCCGUCGCUCCCGUGUCCACGACCACCUGGGCUGAGUGGACCACUCCUACCCCCGUCGCGCCCGUGGUGCCAGAAACCACCAGCUCGUGGGCCGAUUGGUCUUCCAGCGUCCCUGUCGCUCCCGCUCCCCCAGCCUCCAGCAGCUCCUGGAGUGACUGGUCCUCGACGACUCCCAUCCCGACACCCGUCGCGCCCGCCACGACCCCUUCGCCAACAUCGUGGUCGACCUCGGUGGUCUCGUCGACACCUGCUGCGCCUAUUGCCAGCCCGUUCACCGGUGCCGCCGCGCCGGCCGCAACUGGCGGUUUCAAGGUUGCUGGUGCCGCCGCCGCCUUGAUGGUUGCCGCCUUGUUUUGA